UUCAGUGGUGUGACGUUUCUGCUUUAUAAAGGUAGCCACGAGUCGGUUGUCUCAAGAGAAACCAUUUUGGGGGAAGGGUGAGAGGCGGCUUCGCGAACAGGCAGCAUCGAGGAGGCCGAGUCCGCACGCACCGCGACUGUUUUAAGACGUGAUCCCCUUGCUCGAGUGAUCGAAAAUGGCAGAGACCGAGCAGCAGUACAUGGAAACCUCCGAGAACGGCCAUGAGACUGCACAGGGUGACUCCGCCGACACGAAACAGUCCGUGAUGCCGGUAGGCCAAAAUGGCUCCGAGGGGGAGCAGAUCGAUGCAAGCAAAGCCGAGGAGGACGCAGGGUGCGUACCUGAUAUUUCUCCCAGUGUAAAUCAAGCAGCGAAAAUGUUUGUUGGAGGUCUCAGCUGGGACACGAGCAAGAAAGACUUGAAAGAUUAUUUUUCAAAGUUUGGGGAGGUAUCGGAUUGUACAAUCAAGAUGGACUCUAAUACAGGAAGAUCUAGAGGUUUUGGAUUCAUUCUUUUUAAAGAUGCUCCAAGUGUUGACAAGGUUCUGGAACAGAAAGAACACAGAUUGGAUGGGAGGCUGAUUGACCCUAAAAAGGCAAUGGCAAUGAAGAAAGAUCCAAUAAAGAAAAUAUUUGUUGGCGGGUUGAAUCCAGAAGCUGGAGAAGAUAAAAUAAGGGAAUACUUUGUAACGUUUGGAGAGAUUGAAUCAGUUGAACUUCCAAUGGAUCCAAAAACUAAUAAAAGAAGAGGCUUUGUUUUCAUUACAUUUAAAGAAGAAGAACCUGUAAAAAAGAUAUUGGAAAAGAAGUUUCAUAACGUCAGUGGUAGCAAGUGUGAGAUCAAGAUUGCCCAACCAAAAGAAGUAUAUCAGCAACAGUAUGGUGGACGAGGAGGUUUUGGUGGUAGAGGUGGACGGGGUGGAAAAGGUCAAGGACAGAGUUGGAAUCAAGGAUACAACAAUUACUGGAACCAAGGUUAUGGCAAUCAGGGAUAUGGCUAUGGCCAACAGGGAUAUAGUGGCUAUGGAAACUAUGACUACUCUGGAUAUGGGUAUUAUGGAUAUGGACCAGGUUAUGAUUACAGUCAGGGCAGUGCAAAUUAUGGCAAAGCUCCUAGACGUGGUGGCCAUCAAAAUAACUACAAGCCAUAUUGAAUUUCUUCAGGUUAAAUACAGCUGAUUUUUGGGGCCUGCUUAAACUGCAGCUCUGCAUCUAGGAACUGCCUUUUGGAGUUAAGUAUGGACUCUCGCUCCUUUUGUACAGAAGGCUUCAUCCUAGGGAACCAGUGUCAACUUCCACCUUUUUAUUUAGUAUUGUUUGUGUCAUACAUUUCCAGAUUUGGAAGUGUUAAUUUUACUGUACUUUUUGGUACCUUUUUGGAUUCUAAUGUAUUGUAAGGUAUUUUACAUGUGCAAAUUCACCAUUACAUUUUUGAAGCUAUCAAAGCUUUUGAAAUAAAAUCAACUUUGAGUAACCUG
This is a messenger RNA of Bufo bufo (common toad), 1477 nucleotides long. RefSeq names its product heterogeneous nuclear ribonucleoprotein A/B (gene HNRNPAB). Lineage: Eukaryota; Metazoa; Chordata; Amphibia; Anura; Bufonidae. Gene Ontology annotation, molecular function: RNA binding. Gene Ontology annotation, biological process: regulation of gene expression. The record is from RefSeq and is a predicted model, not a curated record. The coding region runs from base 176 to 1153 and encodes 325 amino acids. Gene Ontology annotation, cellular component: nucleoplasm. The transcript is spliced from 9 exons.